AUGUCCGACGCCGAGGCUGUACCUCCACCGCAGCCGGGCCGCACCCUGCUGCCCUCGCCUGUUGCUCAAGCUGUCAGUCUCGCAACGCGUUCGACAUGCUUAGCCAUUCGACUCAGUUCGACAGCUGGCUCUUACGGCCUCGGUGCCGCAAAGGUCACUACCCUAUCCUCCCUGGAACUCGCUCGCAGCAUGGUCGAAACCGUUCUGGGCCGUGCUGGAAGAGAAACCCUCGCGCGAUCCCAAAGCGACUUGGCUGCUGCUGAAGCUGAGUCCAUCAUUGAAAAAAGUCUCGAGAGCCUCCACCAUGCCAUGUCACAGGCCGUCUUCUGGACGAGUGCUGGCUUCCACUUGACAAGCACAACAUUUUCCAUGGCUUCGGGGGUCUCGCAACUAAUCUUGUCAUCACUUGAUCAACUGUUUGGGUCUACUGAUUCAUCUCGAGCCAUCGCCAGCAUCAUCACCUUGAUUCGACGCGAGUUCACAGACACCUCUAUUGGAGUUGAAGGAGAGACCGUUGGUGUCAUGGACCUUGUCCUUGGCUUGUGCGCAUUGGCAUACCUACAAAGAUGGUGCUGGAAGAUGAUUGACGAGGAUAAGCGUCGGCAAGAGUGUGAAGAGGUCAUUUGGGAUGUUGUUGUCUUGAAUGACGGCGAAAGGAUCGAUAUCCAAGAUCGUGCCCCUCGAAGCCCCCUCCACACAAAACCCACGACGCCGCCUUCACGAGGUAACAGUCCUAGCAUGUUGCGAAGGGAGGUGGUAGAGGUGUCCCAAUCAGCCCCGGCCGACGACGAGGAGGCAGUAGUAUGCCGACUCAAGGAUGAAAUGGUGAAAUUACUGCCUGCCGACACUUCCGUCACCAUUUCGAACUCCGUCACUUCAACACAGACAAUCACAAUCGAUGUCAAUGGGUCCAACCCCUUUCCCCUACCCACACUGCCGGGCGCAGAGAUCGUCGAGAUGAAUGCACCACGGCCUCAAGGGGGCAGUCGCCUCAGCCAACUAUCUGAUGGGCCUGCUGAAGCCUCAAGUUACCGCGUCGUCUACAAGCUUGAAAGGUCUAGGACUGGAGACACCUCGUUCAAGAGCUGUGAAGAGCCUCCAAGCUCUCCACCCGUAAUCGAGUUACCGGAUGAGACCCCUCAAGAAGAAGUGCCACCAAACCCACCACCAAAGCCGGCCAAGAAGCCAAGGUCACCUGGGACCAAGUCGCCCCCGCCACGAUGCUCAAGGGUCGCCAAGACACUCAAUGAACAAUCGUCUCGAAGUUCCUCACAAGCAACUGUGAGACCUCGAAGCACCGUCCCGGCUAGAGAUGAAAAGGGAAGACUAUCACGGGCGAAUUCGCCUGCUACGCCGCCAACUUCGCCAACAGAACCCCAGAAACCCUCUAGUUCGAAACGCGAAGCAAACCAGAAGAGGCCCCGGGCACCCAUCAAUGCAAGCAACACCCGCAAUAAAACCAACGGUUCCCGAGAGACCCUUGCAACAUCCAGGAAAGUCCUGCCCAAGAGGAAGUCUGACUCGUCGACCAGUAGUAGCCAGACAUCAGAGAAGAAAAGUGGUCUAAGACAAGUCCUUCGAGAAGGAAGUCAAUCAUUCUCCAACAUUUGGCACAAGGACACCCCUUCAAACGAUAGCAAGCCAAGGCCUCGAUCACGAGCAUCGACUGUCACUAAGCCCAACAACAUCAAGUCAAUCACCAGCCCUCCCUCCUCGGUAGAGCAGCGGCGCAUUGAAAAGGCAGAGAUGAUCCCGCGGAACUCUUCUCGUGCGAGUUAUGUCUCCGUCCACGAGCGUCGACGUGACUCCAUGAUUUCUCAGACAGACACAUACUCCAUCCAAUCAACCAACCCAGGUUCAAACCAUUCGCCCAGUGUAUCUGUGAGUGGGAUUACGUUUGACUCUUCCUGGGCAAAGAGUUCCCAGCAGGCCGGCCUCCUUGAGCCACCUCAGUUCAGUCACCAUCGGGUGCUUCGGAAAGCUCCAAGCCUAUACAGUCUGGCCUCGAAUGACUCUCAGUCCUCUUUGGUUCUGUCUUACUACUACCAAAAGAGCGCGUACACGGCGACGGAUGCGCUUGGUGGUCUCCGGCGUGAUGGCAUGGUUGAUGGCACGUUUCCCCAGGCACAUGUUCUUCGCAACAUCACGAGAUACAUGCGGUUCUCAUCUGCUUCUUAUGGUUCUGCAUUUUUGAAGUUUAUGGGAAUAUCCAAAGAAAUGCCUCUCCUGAGAGCUUGGGAUAGCACUCACACAGAUGUUCGACACUUUGUCCACCAUACUGAGUCCGAUACCCACAGCAUCCUCCUGGCCUCGUUUGUCGACUCUCAGGGUGGAACAGACUCGAGCGGCUCAACCGGAACAGGUGUGCCCCUUGUGCACUACAUCUCGUUGGAUCACGACGCCAAGGCAGUCGUCCUUGCUUGUCGUGGAACCCUGGGGUUUGAGGAUGUCUUGGCUGACAUGACCUGUGAUUACGAUGUCCUCACUUGGCGUGGACGAGGUCACAAGGUACACAAAGGUGUCCAUGCUUCCGCUCGCCGCUUGCUAUAUGGAGGGGACAGACGUGUUUUGCUUACACUUCGGGAGGCAUUGCUCGAGUUCCCAGAUUAUGGGCUUGUGCUUUGCGGGCACUCGCUUGGAGGCGCAGUAACAGCACUGCUUGGAGUUAUGCUUUCGGAACCAAAUCCCUCUGGCACUGGCUUUAUCACUGCUACUGAUGCCCCUGACAGAUCAGUUGGUGAUCAAAAGUCCGAUGGCCUUCUCCCCAUUCACUCUACUUUACCACCAAGGCGUCCGAUUCAUGUCUACGCAUAUGGACCCCCUGGCACAAUGUCGGCAUCCCUCCGCAAACGCACCCGUGGCCUCAUCACUACUAUAGUCCAUGGAAAUGACAUUGUGCCUUAUCUGUCGUUGGGUGCGCUACACGACUUCCAGGCGGUUGCACUUGCUUUCAAGAAUGACCAGCAACAGGCCAAGGCCGAGAUUCGUCAGCGAAUAUGGCAGUCCUUCCAAACAGGUAUAGCAGACAAGUGGUAUGGUGGGCUGCCUUCGGUUCCCUCGGGGGAUACGUCUAAAUGGGGGUAUUCUGUCUUGCAAGGCCUGAGAGUAGGCAUGACGAACCGAAAGCUAGUGCCACCAGGAGAGGUGUUCACUAUCGAGAGCCAACGGGUUUUGAGACGCGAUGCCUUCCUUCUUCUGGAGGAAGACAACAUUGGCAAACCAGCGCAGAGGAUUGUGCUCAAGUACGUCAAGGACGUCGAGGCACGUUUCAGGGAGAUGAGGUUUGGGACGAGUAUGUUGGUUGAUCACAACCCAGCCAAGUAUGAGGAGGCUUUGAACAAGCUUCGUCUUGGAAUUGCAGAGUAA
Molecule: messenger RNA, 3366 nt
Organism: Fusarium vanettenii 77-13-4
Lineage: Eukaryota; Fungi; Ascomycota; Sordariomycetes; Hypocreales; Nectriaceae
Exons: 1
Coding region: 1-3366 (1121 amino acids)
Biological process (GO): lipid metabolic process
Source: RefSeq, a predicted model, not a curated record